Lodderomyces pseudojiufengensis is the source of this 1317-nucleotide messenger RNA. RefSeq names its product putative cytochrome (gene DIT2). Gene Ontology annotation, molecular function: oxidoreductase activity, acting on paired donors, with incorporation or reduction of molecular oxygen; iron ion binding; monooxygenase activity. The transcript has a single exon. Bases 1 to 1317 code for a protein of 438 amino acids. Lineage: Eukaryota; Fungi; Ascomycota; Pichiomycetes; Serinales; Debaryomycetaceae. The record is from RefSeq and is a predicted model, not a curated record.
AUGAUCUUUUCAUUAAUUAUAGCAUAUGUGGUUUUCAAAAUUUUGGAAGUGGUUUUACCACCAUGGAAUUUCCCAAGAAAUAUACCAACAAUUCCUUUUUAUGUUUUAUUUUUAGGAGCAAUCACCAAAAAGGAUCAAAUUGAAAUUUAUAAUCAACACCUUAAAACAAAAUUGGAAAAAUAUGGAGCUGUUAAAAUUUAUUUUGCAUCAAGAUGGAAUAUUCUUGUUUCAAAACCAGAAAUGUUGAUUGAAAUUUUUAAACAUGAAGAAAUAUAUGUAAAAAGUGGGAAUCAUUUAAAAAUUCCAGGUUCUGUUUUAGCUACUUAUACUGGUGAUAAUAUAAUUUCAUCAACUGGACAAAAUUGGCUAAAAUAUAGAAAUGUUUUACAAAAUUCUAUACAAUUUCCAUAUUUAGAUCCAUUAGAUUCAAAUACUGAAAAAUAUAUUGAAAUGUUACCACACGAAAGUCUUUCUAGUGUUUUACAAAAAUAUUCAUUACAAAAUAUUGGAAAUUGUAUAUUUGGUAUUGAUUUUGAAAUUUCAAAAAUGCAUAAACAAAUAAAUUAUAUAAAAAAACAAAUUUUUAACCCAUUUUUUAUGAACUUCCCUAAUAUUGAGAGGUUUAUACCUAGUAGAAUCAAAGCUAAGAAAGAAGUUGAAAAUUUUAGAAAUUGGUUUGGUUCAAUUAUUAAAGAAAAUAAUCAAAUUGGAGCAGCAUUUAAAUUAACUCAAGCUUGGAGUGAUGGGGUGCUUACAGAAAAACAAUUCCUUGAUAAUUCAAUUAUUACAAUGGUUGCAGGUCAUGAAAAUCCUUUAUUAUUAAUGCAAUCGGUUUUAUAUGUCCUAGCAAAAGAUCCUAAAUUACAACAAAAAUGCCGAGACUCUCCCAUUUUUCUUGAUUUUGUAAUUUAUGAAACUUUAAGAAUGUAUCCUCCAUUAAAUCAAAUAAUUAAUAGAUGUACUUCCAAAACAACUACCUUGCAAAAUAUUAAGAUCCCUAAAGAUACAUAUGUUGGUUAUAUAAAUAUUGCUACUGGUAGAGAUCCAAACAUUUGGGUAAAUCCAGAUUUAUUUUUACCAGAAAGAUGGUCCAAAAUUGAUUAUACAAAAGCUAAACGAGAUGCAAUUUUACCUGCAUUUCAUGGUAGGAAAAGAGCAUGUUUAGGUGAAAAAUAUGCUUUAACUCAAUGUAAAACUUUAAUAUUAGCAAUUUUAGGAAAAUAUAAUUUUGAAUUGAAAGAACCUGUGAAAUUUACUUCUUCAGGUCCAAUUUCUCCUGUAGGGAUGAAAUUAAAUUUUAGGAAACUACAAGAAUGA